GGGUUCAAGAGUAGGGGCGCCCACCCGGCAGCGCCCUCCUCUCCAAGCGCGCCGCCUCCCGCUUCGCCAUGGGGCGCUACACUGGCCAGACGUGCCGCUUGAUCUUCAUGCUGGUGCUGACGGCGGGCUUCUUCGUGGCCGAGAUCGUGUCGGGCUACGUGGGAAACUCCAUCGCGCUGGUGUCCGAUCGUUCAACAUGCUCUCCGACCUGAUCGCGCUCUGCGUGGGCCUCUCCACGGGGCGCAUCUCCCGCCGGCCGCCGGCGCCGCAGCCCCGGCGCUUCGUUCGGCUACGGCCGGGCCGAGGUGGUGGGUGCCCUCAGCAACGCCGUCUUCCUGGCCGCGCUCACCUUCACCAUCCUCGUGGAGGCCGUGCAGCGCCUGGCCAGCCCCCAGGCCAUCCGCGACGCCGAGCUCAUCCUCAUCGUGGGCGCGCUCGGCCUCGCCGUCAACCUCGUGGGGCUCCUCGUCUUCCAGGACUGUUGUAGAACUUAUACACAACACAGCGUUUCUUCUUUGAAUGUAGGUGACACCAUAAAUACCCAGAACAAGCCUGAAGAUGAGGUGAUACAGAAAAAAGAGAAAAAAUCCGAAGCUUUGAAUAUCAGAGGUGUUCUUUUGCAUGUGAUGGGGGAUGCUCUUGGCUCAGUUAUCGUUGUAGUGGCUGCUUCCAUAUUCUAUGCACUUCCUCUGGAUGAGAACACCCCAUGCAACUGGGAGUGCUACAUUGAUCCAAGCUUGACCAUAAUUAUGGUGAUCAUCAUACUCUCGUCAGCCUUCCCACUUAUCAAGGAGACGGCAACAAUCUUACUGCAGAUGGUUCCCAAGAGUGUUAAUAUGCAGUUGCUGACAAACAAGCUGCUCGAAGUGCCAGGCAUUACAAGCAUUCACGAGGUGCACGUCUGGGAGAUGGUCAGUGGGAGGAACAUUGCCACCCUCCACGUCAAAUGCCACACCACUUCCGAUUACCAAGACGCUUCGCGCAAGAUGAGGGAGGUGUUCCACGAAGCGGGGGUCCACUCGGUCACCAUCCAGCCAGAGUACACCAACCACAAGAGCCCCGAAGUCCUGUGCAGCACUCCGUGCAUCUCCAGAGCUUGCGACCCGCAGCUGUGCUGCAGUCAGCAGGAAGCGGCCCUGGCUGAGGUCAACGGCUACAACGAGAAGAAGAGCAGCCUGUCUCCCUCUCUGCACAAAGUCUUCCACACGCAAGAUGUGGUGGAGAUUCCCAUCGAACCCACGUGGGCCAAGGAGCCCGUCAAAAAGCACAGCUGCUCAAAGGACAGUUACAAAGAAGCAGGCGAUGCCAAGCCCUAUAAAAGUAGCACACGGUUCUAGGCAGCUUGGGCUCGCGCUUGGGGACUGCUGUUCAUCUAGGGCAAAGUUAUCAUUGGUAAUGCCCCCUUGGCUAAAAAGCUGCUGGCAAGCACUUGACACAUGCCUGGGGAGUGGCAUUUGACAGCUGGGUGUCCAAUGCAUAGCAUAACACAGCAUCUAGAGUAGGUGUUCUUGGCUUGUAUCUAAAGGUCUAGCUGUGUAGGUAGAAGCCCCUUUUAUCCAUGCAGCCACUGGUACCACCAGCCCU
Molecule: messenger RNA, 1584 nt
Organism: Lacerta agilis (Sand lizard)
Lineage: Eukaryota; Metazoa; Chordata; Lepidosauria; Squamata; Lacertidae
Product: zinc transporter 10-like
Biological process (GO): zinc ion transmembrane transport; detoxification of zinc ion; intracellular zinc ion homeostasis
Cellular component (GO): membrane
Molecular function (GO): zinc ion transmembrane transporter activity
Source: RefSeq, a predicted model, not a curated record